AAUGAUGACGAAUGGCAAAACGAAUGCAACUAUUCCGAAUGUGACGAUAACAGCCAAAUAAUUAAUGAAGACUGCGGGGAAGCUCAUUUACCUGAUGAUGGCGAAAGAGAUCAAGGUUUUUCUGAAACAACUCCGGAAUUCGAGUUAGACAGAAACUCAUGGGAAUAUCACAUCUUGCACAAGACGAUCUUCGCUGAGGCUAGAGGUGAACCUGAACUUGGCCAGCGAGCAGUUGCUUGGGUUAUUAAAAACCGGGCUGAUCAAAAUCAAGCGUAUUGGGGAGGUAACACGAUUAUUGGUGUGUGCCUUCAUCCCUUCCAGUUUGAAUGCUGGAAUCUGGACAGGAGCCAUCUGAUAGAUGAGGCUAUAAGAAGCGAGCCGGAUGCCUUCAACGCCAUUGAUGUUUGGCUGCCGGAAGUCUAUUUAAAUCCUGAUCCAACUGACGGAGCUGAUCACUACAACAAUCCCGACAAGGAAGGGUAUCCUCCUUGGACGAACAACAUCGCUUCCGUUAUCAAACUUGGCAAUCAUCAAUUCUAUAAAAGCAAAUGAGAAGAAUUUCAUGCUGUUGCUGUGUUGUGAAAGUGUUUGGAAAAGGCAAUGUCUUUUAGCCUUCUUUCCGUAAAAAAAACUGGAAUCUGGAAUCGUGAAACAUGUGAUGGCUACAUCACGUCGUUUAUCUUUCACAAUGGGAAAUAUCUAUGACAGUAAAGAGGAAAAAAAAAAAAAAACACUGACAUUUAACUAUUUACACGGAACAUUCGAAUUCGUAAACUAUUGAUGUACCUUGAAAGAGGGUCGAACGCGCCUGGGCAAGCGGGGAAGGGGAAUCGUUGUGGGUUUCAUAUUUUCGUCUAUCAACCUGGCGUCCCAUACAGUCAUGAAUCCAUCAUAGCAACUGUACAAUUGCCAGAUGUUUCGAUUGGCAGUGAGUCCCGGAGUUUCGGUUGGACUUGAAUCUCAGCAAAGUUGUCUGUAUUCCAUCUGGACUUUAGACGCGUAACCAGCCGCAACGAUUCCUCAGAUUACCCAAAUGCGUAUCCGAUGCCCGUGUGUUAGUACACGUCAAUUCGAUAUUUGAAUACCAGGGAAAGUCGGAUGACAAUGAAGAGCUGAAAUGAAUUUGCCCUUCUGCUGUAUAUUUAAUUCUCGUAUUAUAGUGACCUCUAAUGACGUGGUUUUGAAUAGUUUGAGUGACGUGUAUUAAACGAAUAUUAAGUUACAUGAAAAAAAUUGCUAAAUGUCACACCAACGUCUUUCUACAGCUUUAGCCUUUAUUGUAACAAUAAUGUCCUGAAAAUAUAUCGUACAGAUCAUGACAUGUACGGAAACCGCAUACAACACCGUUAGCCGGGGAACGGUUAACAUGUAUCGGCACGUUUUUCAUGUAACAAAUUCCAUCUUUGUGACUAAAAUGAUUGCAACUCUUAUUAUCCAUGCAGAUGCGACCACAGUCUUCUCCAGAGCUAGGUUGAUUUCCAAUGUCGUAACCAGGAAAAUCGCAAUUGAACAGCCAUUUGACAUUACCAGAUCCCGUGUUCCAGUCUUCCCAGGCUGCUUCAAUCAGGCAUGGUGAUAGCACAGCAAGUAAAAGAGGUAAGCAUAACCA
Daphnia magna is the source of this 1609-nucleotide messenger RNA. Its product is annotated as spore cortex-lytic enzyme. Gene Ontology annotation, molecular function: hydrolase activity. The annotation marks the transcript as partial. NCBI's taxonomy places the organism in Eukaryota, Metazoa, Arthropoda, Branchiopoda, Diplostraca, Daphniidae. The record is from RefSeq and is a predicted model, not a curated record. The transcript is spliced from 2 exons.